Molecule: messenger RNA, 3291 nt
Organism: Fopius arisanus
Lineage: Eukaryota; Metazoa; Arthropoda; Insecta; Hymenoptera; Braconidae
Exons: 5
Coding region: 620-2827 (735 amino acids)
Source: RefSeq, a predicted model, not a curated record
GAUUCCCGGUGGUGGUUUCGUCGAUACCUGGGUAACGAGAAAUUGCAAAACACAUAACCCAGUGAAUCUCUGACAUGGCUCGAAUCACCGUGCCCUAUUCCUCCCCAAAAUACUCUCAUUUUGAGAAUAAAAUCAAUCGUGAUUCCCCCGCGAAAAUAAACUUCAUCAUGAGAACAAAUCCAAUUUUCCUAAUCAAUUCAUUUUCAUAAUUAACGCGUUGCCUUCAUUAUUCGUAUCAUAUCACCGGUAUUUUCUUGUAUCAGUUUCCGCUGUCGAAGGUUUUACUGAAAUAUUGAUAAUGUACGUGGUAUUGUUGGAAUUGAAAAUGCAGAAUAAUUUUGUUGUUAUCUGGUGAUCGAGAUAAUUUAUUAUUUUUAUCGAUAAAAAUUGUUAAUUAUGCGAUGAAUCGCGAACUUGACAUUGAUUUUGUGUGGAAUGGAUCAGUUGUCACGGAAUAUCUUGUGUCGCAGAGGAAAAAUUCAGUUUUCACGGAGGGCACAAUAAUUCAAUGAAAUCCAUGAGAGCUUUACUCAGAGGCCUCAGUUGAUCGUGACACUCCGAGGUGACAGGUCAUCAAGUCAAUGCUUGGUCUACGAUGAGAUAAAAAACAAAAUUUUCGAUGGUGAGGUGCGAUGUGUUUAAAGGAGUUGGAAUUGAAAUGGAGAACGAUUGUUGUACUCCACUUUUGGAAGAGAAUAAUCAUUCAGACGAGGAGGAAGCAGUCAAUCAGCUCACCCAAUCAUUAUUGGAUUCAUCAAGAAAGGGUGGAUUUGAUUCAAAUAUUAAUAACAGCGAGAAUGGAUUCAGUGAAAGCCUUUCUAGGAGUAAACUCCAGAACACGAUGAGAUCGAAGUGGUUCAGACCGGGGGAAUGUAUUCGAAAAAAAAUUGCGCCCAUGAAACUAUUACUCUCCUUUAUUCUCAUUUUUUCACUUUAUUUCAUAUCUGGACGGUACAUGGAGUACGACAGAUACCUGCCACACAAAGUCUAUGACCUUGAAGAUGAAUUGGUGGAUGGUUACCUGGUUUGGAACCCAAAAUGCCACAUGGUCUCGGAGAACCCGAUGGAUUCAUCCAUCACGAAAUAUAUAAAGAAACAGAAGUUCGAGGCGUGUUCAGCUGGCUCUCUAUUGACUUACACUGAAAAAAAUAUAAAUGGGUCAUAUUCCCUAGUCAUCAACCAAACAGUUGCCACGAGUUACAAAAAAUUUGUCUGCUGCUGGUCAACAAUUACCCGAACUCCCCCGAAAAAACCCCCCACAGGAGAAUGGGAUACAAAGAUCGACCAGGGAAAAUGUCAUGACUUCGAAAACCGUGUGCAACUCCCAGCAGACGUGGAAACAGUGAUGAUCUCCUGUCGACGGAAAGGCGCUGCAAAGAACAUCCUCUACGAGAACAUCCACCCGAUUUUGAAUCCAGCAAAGGUCCAGAGUAGACUGAACUCAUCAGAGCAGUUGGACCAAGCCCAAACGAACCAAACGAAGAUGAGAAGAAAGAUGAGUAUCCUAGUCCUAGGAAUAGACAGUGUCUCACGCCUAAACUUUCAACGAAGUCUACCAAAGACAAUGCGUUACCUGAUAGACACAGGUUGGAUAAACCUGCAGGGCUAUAACAAAAUAGGUGACAAUACAUUUCCAAAUCUCAUGGCAAUUCUCACUGGUCAAAAUAUGACGACAGCAUACUCCAAUUGCAAGCCAACGCAGGCCUAUGCCUUGGACAACUGUCCAUUCCUGUGGCACAAUUUUCGAAAUGCUGGAUACGUCACUGCCUACGCCGAAGAUGUUGUACCACUCAGUACAUUUAAUUACCUGAAAGUUGGAUUUGUCGAGCCACCAACGGACUAUUACCUCAGGCCCUACAUGAUAGCCACGGAGAAGCUCUUGAAGCCCAAAAAAAGAUUCAACGCAAAAUACUGCACUGGACCUGAAUUAGCAAUUGACAGAAUUUUUAAUUAUGCAUUGGACUUUGCUAAAACAUUUAUCGGGUCACCUUACUUUGGAUUCUUCUGGACGAAUACCGUGAGCCACGAGGAUGUCAAUGGGCCGUCAUCGAUGGACGAUCACUUCCUGGAGAUGUUUGAGAAAUUUGAAAAAUCUGGAGUCAGUAAUGACACGAUGAUGGUAUUUCUGAGUGAUCAUGGCAUGCGGUGGGGUGAGCUCAGGAAUACUUUUAUUGGAUGGUACGAGGAGAGAUUGCCUUUUAUUUAUUUAAAACUACCGGAGUGGAUGAAAGAUGAUCCCAGUGUAUUUCAAUCACUCAGAAUCAAUGAGCACCGUUUAACUUCACCUUAUGACCUUUAUGAAACCUUUAGAGAUAUUCUUAUUAAGUCUGGAGGCGAUGCCAAUGUCAGCAGUGGAUGCUCUACAUGCCAAAGCUUAUUGAAACCAGUGCCAAUAGAGAGGGGCUGUGCUGAUGCUGGGGUCUCUCCUCACUGGUGCACUUGUACUGCAUUUAAACCUGCGAAUACUGACGAUGAUGUAGCUAAAGAAGGUGCUAAAGCGUUCAUCAAACACGUGGAGAACGCUAUCAAAGAUUAUAAGAAUAAAAAGGGGAAAAGACUAUGCGCUAAGUUGAGAAUUAAAAAAAUUCAUAGAGCGGAUAAAAUUAUUGAUUUGAAUAAUUUUUCGAAUCACUCAAUUACUGUUGAGGGGUAUUUUUACUUGAUUGAAGUUACGCCCGGAGGAGGAAAAUUUGAGACGACCAUUAGAGUUCAUGGAAAGGGAAAUUACAGUGUCUCUGAUGAGGAGAUCAGUAGAAUAAAUUCUUAUGCGGAAAGUGCCAAAUGUCUCGAUCAUGGAUCCAAACGAUUUUGUCAUUGUAUUAAAUAGGAAUGGAGAAUUGAGAUUAGCAGAACUAGAAUGUGAUUCAACUACCAUUUUUUUCAGGAUUGAAACCAGAUGCAAUGGUCUGGGUCUUUUUCUGUGGUAGUGACAUUUUUUGACUUCAUUUUCCAACUUCAUUGAUUGAAACUGGGACAAGAUGAACUUGGUAGACAAUACGAUUAAAUAAAGAGUCACGUGAGUCGACUGGAAGUUUUCUUUUAUUAUUGUUGACACUCCGGGAGGAGGUGAAUAAUAAUUUUAGAAUGAUGUGUGGUUGAGCCAAUCGAAUUCUAAAAUUCAUUCCUGCCAAUUAACAGGACAAUUGGAUGUUGGGAGUCUGUAUGCCUGGAUAUCCAAAGCAACACUUAUUUUGUUAAAUGAAAUAUGAAAAAAAAAUGAAAUGAAAAGUUAUUGAAAUAUUGAGAAAUAUAUAAAUAUAAGAACAUUUGUUCAUUUGUUGAAGACUAUAA